Hypoxylon fragiforme is the source of this 2297-nucleotide messenger RNA. RefSeq names its product Di-copper centre-containing protein. The coding region runs from base 704 to 1858 and encodes 384 amino acids. NCBI's taxonomy places the organism in Eukaryota, Fungi, Ascomycota, Sordariomycetes, Xylariales, Hypoxylaceae. The record is from RefSeq and is a predicted model, not a curated record. The transcript is spliced from 3 exons. Gene Ontology annotation, molecular function: oxidoreductase activity.
GUAGUAUUCUUAGUAUCCAUAUACAGUGAUAUACUACUAUACCUAGUAGGUAUACAACAUCAUGUACGUAGUAUAGGCUGUAUAGCCCUUCCCAGGUCAGGGGUUCAGCCCAGUUUGAAGCCCACAGCCUUAUUCGGCACAAGCGCCAGCUUAUCACACAACCCUUUGCAGGCUUUUCAAAUUUCAACCUCGUCAGGUCCUGAGAUGUACGAUGUACUAGGUUAGGAUGUACUGACUCCUGGGAUCUCCUUGUCUUAUUUCCAAUUGUUUCCUGCGAAUCACCGUCUUGGAGCUAUGACGUUCUACUGGGAUCAUUCACUCGGAGCAUUGUCUUUGACAACUCCUCUUGACAAAACUGUCCAUGAAAGAGAUCGGCAUGUUAGUGUGAGAUGAUGAUCGUCAAUUGUUUUCUGCGCCAUAAAGAAACAUUAUCACAGAUGCAAUGUACUAAGACUAUGUACUCGUCUUCUCCUUUCGAAUACUUUAAUAAGAGACCUUCUUCGCUUUGAUCUCCUUUACGAUGGAGAGGAUCACCACACACCUCCGCACUCUCUCAUACUAACUAAUACUUUGAGAGCCCGAGAUCGAUCGUCCAUCUGCCCUCGGACCCUCACAUCGGACCCUCAGAUUUGGGCCCGUACGCCUGUUAUAAUACAGUAAUACUAAUCUUAUACACUAAGGGCCGCAACGACUGAUCGUUAUCAUGCGCUUCACCCUCACCUCUCAUGCCCUCGUCGGCGCUGUUGCUGUGUCAGCCUUAACCGUUCCGCGAUCAGUUGAGAAACGGUUAACUCACAUCGACCUCGCCCAGUUUGGGAGUUUCCCAACCAUCUCCCCUGAGCAAGCUCACUCCGAAGCCGAGGCCCUCACUGCGAUUCUUGGCGAUGGGCCCCAGUUUUCCGGCCACAAGAGCAACACCAACACCAACACCAACAACAAAUCACCGGUAGCGGCGGUAGACGAUACCACCACAGAGUCAGAAGCUGCGGCUGCCGGUACCUGUGACCGAAACAACCCAGCUGUCCGGUUCGAAUGGCGGAAUUACUCAGCCGAUGACAAGAAGGCCUUCGUCAACGGCAUCAAGUGUCUGAUGGACAAAGACUCCUCUGGCUCAUUUCCCGGCGCGAAAAACCGAUACGAGGACCUGGUAUCGGUGCACCAGCAACUGACGCCUACCAUCCACCAGCGCGCUACCUUUCUAGUAUGGCACCGUUACUACGUCCAUGUAUUCGAGUCCUUGAUGCGCGAGGAGUGCGGCUUCAACAGGGCCUUCCCAUGGUGGGACGAGACGCUGGACGCUGGCAAGUUCGCGCAGUCCGAUCUUUUCACUGAUGAGCAUUUCGGCCCUCUGCCCGGCAAGACAUCUGAUGGCCAGGGUACCUGCAUUGACACAGGUACUUUUGGGGGAUUGACCCUUCACGUCGGUCCGGGCUCAGGGUUCACAGACCACUGCCUUGCGCGCGCGGUCGAUGAGAGCCUAACAGCUACCGUCAGUGCCCAGUUCGUGCAGGACUGCAACUCGCGCACUUCGUACGAUGACAUGCGCGGUUGCCAGGAGCUAGGACCCCACGCAUACGGCCACAACGGCGUCGGCGCCGUCAUGGCCGAAGUGCAGGCCUCGCCCGGCGACCCCGUCUUCUUCAUGCACCACCUGUUCGUCGACCACUCCUUCCGCAUCUGGCAGAACGGCGACGCCUCGCGCACCACCACCAUCAACGGCUGCGCCGACGGCAACAACCCCUGCACCGCCAUCACCAUGGACACCGUCCUGCACUCCAACGGCCUGCGCCCCAACACGACUGUUGGCGCGGUCAUGGACACCCUGGGUGAUUACCUGUGCUACCGCUAUGACUAUUAGUCUAGUCAGGUACCAGGUAGUCACUUUGUGACAGCGACGGGUGUCGAUACCCGACUUACCCACCUACCGACCUAUUCACCCUUCUCACAUACACGACCACCAUUUUGUUCCUUUUAUUUAGUAGAUGUUUCAUCACGACUAUAUUCUUCGCAUUCAUUGUAUAUUUAUAAUAUUUUUUUCCGACCAUUGCAAAUAGGCGUUUGCGGGGCGGGAAGUGGUCCACGUAAUGGACGGAUUUUAUGUCAAAAGAGGGCGAUGAGCGCAUACCGUUUGAGCGAUGCGAGAUGAAGAUAGAGAGAGAGAGAGAGAGAGAGAGGAAGAGGAGUACUGUUCAAUUAUACCCAGAGGAUAUGGCAAAAAUUAUAUAUUUAUAUAUACUGUAUAAAAUGUGUAGCAUUGGAGCUAGGGAUCAGGAAUAAAAGUUCUGAGUUCUCAUGAA